UGCGUGUGCGUUACGUUGGCGCGUGUUUCAGCAUCAGGCUUCCAGCUUCCUCCAGCUCUCGGCAUCCACACACAGUCUACAUUCUACACAGUCUACACAGUUCACACAGUCCUGUGACUGCAGUUUUCAUAUCUCAAACAAUUUUCCAAUUCGAUUUUUUUUUUUGAGUCCGGCUUACGCAUCCGCCGUAGCAGUAGCAGCAGCAGCCGCAUAGCCGAUAUCCGCACACCCCCACACAUCCGCAAUGGGUAGGCGGCUGUGGGCAGCAGCCCUGUGGCUGCUGUGCUCCCUCCUGGCCCUCGAGCGGCCCGAGAGCACCCAGGCACGUGGCUCAUGGAUCUCCUUUGAAUGCCAGCCGAAUGAGUACCGUUGCCGCAGUGGACAUUGCAUUGAUGCGGGCAAGCGCUGCGACUAUCGCGAGGACUGUCCCGAUGGCGAUGAUGAGAACGAAGAGUGCCCCGCCGCCUGCAGUGGCAUGGAGUACCAGUGCCGCGACGGCACGCGCUGCAUCAGCGUCAGCCAACAGUGUGACGGCCAUGCCGAUUGCAGCGACGGCGACGACGAAGAGCACUGCGACGGAAGUGGCUUUGGUGUCGUUGACGAUGAGCAGUGUCGGUUCGAUGAGUUCCGAUGCGGCACUGGUGAGUGCAUACCGAUGCGUCAGGUGUGCGAUAACAUAUACGAUUGCAACGAUUACACAGACGAGAUCAGCUGUGCCUACUCAUCAUCAUCAUCAUCAUCGCCAUCAUCAGGGCCAAGCAUUUGCCUCGAAAACAUCGAAUUCGCGUGCCACAAUCGUGAUUGCAUACCGAUUGAGAGCGUCUGCGACGGCAUCGCUGACUGUGGCCAUCACGAAGACGAGGACUAUGCUCUGUGCAACUGCAGCAGCGACAAGUACAAGUGUCAACGCGGCGGCGGUUGCAUACCCAAGACGCAGGUCUGCGAUGGCAAAUCUCAGUGUCGCGAUGGCAGCGAUGAGAGUGCAUGCCACUUCCAGGACAAGUUCAAUAAGACCCGGCUGGGCGUCGAGUGCCUGAGCUUUCAGUAUCAGUGCGGCGAUGGUAGCUGCAUAUCGGGGUAUAAGCGCUGCAACGGCAUCACCGACUGUGCCGAUGGGACCGACGAGUACAACUGUCUGUUUAAUUACGAGGAUGUUGACUACGACACAGACCCGGACAACAAUCCAUUGAAUGAAUGUGAUAUCCUUGAGUUUGAAUGUGACUUGGGUCAGUGUCUGCCGUUAGAGAAGAAGUGCGAUGGCUAUACGGACUGUGGCGACGAGACGGAUGAGCUCGAUUGCCCGGCCUUUACAGAGCAUUGUCUAGAGAACGAGUUUGAGUGUGACGAGUAUUGCAUGCCGCGCGAUCAGCUGUGCAACGGCAUUGCCAACUGCAACGAUGGCAGCGAUGAGCGCAACUGUACUUUUUGCCGCGACGAUGCAUAUCUCUGCAACACUGGCGAGUGCAUUGCCGAUAGUCAGCGGUGCAAUGGCCAAGCGGACUGCUCCGAUGCCAGCGAUGAGCGCCACUGCGCGAGGCGGUUCGUCUGUCCACCGAUUCUAUUGGCCUGCAAUGGUACAUGCGUCCAUCGGAGGAUCCGCUGUGAUGGCAAGCUGGAUUGUAUCGAUGGCUUUGACGAGCGAAAUUGUCCGACGGAUGUGAGAGGCGCUGCGGGCGUGCCCAUAUUAAAGUCCUGCCACCCAGUGUACCAAUGGCAGUGUGCCAGCUCCGAGUGCAUUGAUCGCAAGCAGUUCUGCGACAAUCGGAAGGAUUGUCGGGAUGGGUCGGACGAGUUUCCCGUCAAUUGUAUAGGAAAUGCCACCACACGACUAACCGCCGCCGAUUGCAGUUCGGAUCAGUUCUUCUGCGACGAUUCGUGCCUCAAUCACUCCAUACGCUGCAACGGUGUGUCCGACUGCAGCGAUGGCAGGGACGAGCAUGGCUGCCACCAUACCAUACAACCACCAUCCAGCCACUACCCGACCCACCGGCCCUGUCCGAUCCACCAAUGCCCCAUCAGCGGCAGGUGCUACUCGGAGAGUGAGCGCUGCGAUCGUCGCCGUCAUUGCGAGGAUGGUUCCGACGAAGCCAAUUGCUGUGCCUCCAAUCAAUUCCGUUGCCACAACGGCGACUGUGUCCCCUAUUCGUCCACCUGCGAUGGCAUACCACAGUGCCGCGAUGGCUCCGAUGAGCUGGAGUGCGGCGGCUCGCUCGAGUGCCUGCCGAACCAAUUCCGUUGCAACAAUGGCCAGUGCGUGAGCGCCACGGUGCGUUGCAAUGGCAAGACCGACUGCCAGGACAGCUCCGAUGAGCAGAAUUGCGCUCGCCAUCCAGAGGCCGAUGCAACAGCUGCCACAAGUGGCACAAGCACCACCACCACCACUAGCAGCAGCACCACCACAACAGCCAGUCCAGGUCCAGGUCCUGGUCCAGGUCCUGGUCCAGUGAUCGCAAGCAGUGGUCCCCCACUGCGUAUCAUCUGUCCGGCGACAUCUUUUCGGUGCGAGAAUGGGCCGUGCAUUGCCCUGGGACUGCGCUGCAAUGGGCUGGUCGACUGUCCGUACGACAGCAGCGAUGAGGCGGACUGUGGUCUGAUCAGCAAUGAGAUCGAGCCCAACGAGCCGGGACGCACCACCAAUCAAUUGAAUCUCAAGACAUAUCCCGACAGCCAGAUCAUCAAGGAGCGAUAUAUUAGGGAGGGCCGCGAGGUGAUCUUCCGUUGCCGUGACGAGGGACCAUUCCGCGCCAAGGUACGUUGGACACGGCCCGGCGGCCAGCCACUGCCACCAGGCUUCACCGAUCGCAGCGGACGCUUGGAGAUACCCAAUAUACGCCUGGAGGACUCCGGCACCUAUGUGUGCGAGGCUGUCGGCUAUCCGAGCUACCAGCAGGGCCAGCAGGUCACCGUUCACCUCACCGUCGAGCGCUAUAACGACUUGGGCUCGCGUCCGAGCACAGCCUGCAGCCAGUACCAGGCCACGUGCAUGAACGGCGACUGCAUUGACAAGAGCAACAUCUGCGAUGGCAUUCCACACUGUGCGGAUGGCUCCGAUGAGCACAGCUGCAGCCACGGCCGCAAGUGCCAGCCGAAUCAGUUCCUCUGCAGCAACUCCAAGUGCGUGGACCGCACCUGGCGCUGCGAUGGCGAGAACGACUGUGGCGACAACUCCGAUGAGACCUCCUGCGAUGCCCAGCCCAGCGGCGCACCUUGCCGCUUCAGCGAGUUCCAGUGCCGCAGCGGCCACUGCAUACCCAAGAGCUUCCAGUGCGACGAGGUCUCCGACUGUUUCGAUGGCAGUGAUGAAGUCGGCUGCAUGGAGCCCGUGCCCAUUCGUCCGCCGCCACCAGUGAAGGGACUGCUCGAGAGCGAGCCCCUGGACCUGACAUGCGUGGCCACCGGCACACCCAUACCGACGAUUGUGUGGCGCCUCAACUGGGGCCAUGUGCCCGAGAAAUGUGAAUCGAAGAGCUUCGCUGGCACCGGCACCCUCCACUGCCCGGACAUGCAGGUGCAGGACAGCGGUGCCUACUCCUGCGAGAUCAUCAACUCGCGCGGCACGCACUUUGUCACCCCGGACACCAUUGUGACGGUCACACCGAACCGUCACCAGUUCUGCGAGGCCGGCUUCUUCAACAUGCUCGCCCGCUCCGAGGAGGAGUGCAUCAAGUGCUUCUGCUUCGGCGUGGCCAGCAGCUGCGAGAGCGCCAAUCUGUUCUCGUACGCCAUCCAGCCGCCGAUACUGUCGCAUCGCGUGGUGAGCGUGGAGCUCAGCCCCUACCGCCAGAUCGUGAUCAAUGAUGCGACCAGCGGGCAGGAUCUGCUCACCCUCCACCAUGGCGUACAGUUCCGUGCCUCGAACGUUGUCUAUGGCGGCCGGGAGACGCCCUAUUUGGCUCUGCCCAGCGACUACAUGGGCAGCCAGCUCAAGUCGUACGGCGGCCAUCUGCGCUACGAGGUCAGCUACAUGGGCAGCGGACGGCCAGUGUCCGGGCCCGAUGUGAUCAUCACCGGCAAUCGCUUCACCCUCACCCACCGCGUGCGCACCCUGCCGGGGCAGAACAACAAGGUGAGCGUGCCCCUGCUGCCAGGCGGCUGGCAGAAGCCCGACGGCCGCAAGGCCACCCGCGAGGAGAUCAUGAUGAUACUCGCCAACGUGGACAACAUUCUCAUCCGACUGGGCUACCUGGACAGCGUGGCCCGCGAGGUGGAUCUGAUCAACAUCUCCCUCGACUCGGCCGGCACCGUCGACCAGGGCCUGGGCAGCGCCUCCCUCGUGGAGAAGUGCACCUGUCCGCCCGGCUAUGUGGGCGACUCCUGUGAGAGCUGCGCCCCCGGCUAUGUGCGCCAGCCCGGCGGCGCCUGGCUGGGCCACUGUGUGCCCUUCACCCCCGAGCCCUGCCCAGCCGGCACGUACGGCGAUCCGCGGCGCGGCAUUCCCUGCCGCGACUGCCCCUGCCCGCAGACCGGCAGCAACAACUUUGCCAGCGGCUGCCAGCUGCGUCCCGACGGUGAGGUGCUCUGCAACUGCUUCGAGGGAUACGCGGGCAAGCGGUGCGAGAGCUGCGCCGCCGGCUACCAGGGCAACCCCCUGGCCCCGGGUGGCAGCUGCCACAAGACCCCGGAGUCGUCGUGCAACGUGGACGGCACCUACAGCAUCUAUGCGGACGGCAGCUGCCAGUGCAAGGACCGCGUCGUCGGCGAGAACUGCGACAGCUGUGCCGCCAACAGCUUCCACCUGAACUCGUUCACGUACACGGGCUGCAUCGAGUGCUUCUGCAGCGGCCACCAGGUGGACUGCGGCAGCACCUCCUGGAACCGUGACCAGGUGACGAGCAGCUUCGGCCGCACCCGGGCACCGCACGGCUUCGAGCUGGUGCGCGACUACACGCGUCCGACGGCCCAGAGCCUGGAGAUAGCCACCUACGGCUCGGAGCUGAGCUUCAACGCCGAGGGAGAGCACGGGGCGGACACGCUCUUCUGGAGCCUGCCGGCCGUCUUUCUGGGCAACAAACUGACCUCGUACGGCGGCAAGCUGAGCUACACCCUCAGCUACAGCCCGCUGCCGGGCGGCCAGAUGUCCCGCAACAGUGCCCCCGAUGUGGUGAUCAAGAGCGGCGAAGAUGUGCAGCUCAUCCACUACCGCAAGUCGCCCGUUAGCCCCACCACCGCCAGCUCGUACUCCGUUGAGAUCAAGGAGAGCGCCUGGCAGCGCAGCGACGGGCAGUUCGCCAACCGCGAGCACACCCUGAUGGCCCUCAGCAACAUUACGGCCAUCUACAUCAAGGCCACGUACACGACCAGCACCAAGGAGGGAGCCCUCAAGCAGGUGUCCCUCGACACGGCCACCGCCACACCGCUGGGCACCCAGCGCGCCUACGAGGUGGAGGAGUGCCGCUGCCCCACCGGCUACAUUGGACUCUCGUGCGAGGCCUGCGCCCCCGGCUACAAGCGCGACGAUGACGCCGGCCUCUAUCUGGGUCUCUGCGAGCCCUGCGAAUGCAACGGACACUCGACCCAGUGCGAUGCCGAGUCUGGCGAUUGUAUCAACUGCUCCGAUAAUACGGAAGGACCCUACUGCGAUCGCUGUGCGGCCGGAUAUGUGGGCGACGCCACUGGCGGCAGCCCGUACGACUGCCAGCCGGACGGAGGAGAGCCAGAGCCACAGCCACAGCCCCCAUACCGGCCAUUGGAGCCGGGCAACCAGACGAGCGAAUGCAGCCGCUGGUGCCAGGCGGAGGGAACGGUCAGCUGCCAGGGCAACUACUGCUACUGCAAGCCGAAUGCAAUCGGGGAUCGGUGCGACCAGUGCCGCCCGGGCACCUAUGGGCUGUCUGCCGACAAUCCGGACGGUUGCAAGGAGUGCUACUGCUCCGGACAGUCGACACAGUGCCGCUCGGCGCCGCUCUACCGACAGCUGAUACCCGUGGACUUCUUCAAGAAUCCACCGCUGCUGACGAACGAGGACGGGCAGAUCGAGGACGAGAAUAACCUGGACUUCGAUGUGGCCACCAACAUGUACACGUACUCGCACUCCUCCUACCUGCCCAAGUUCUGGAGCCUGCGCGGCAGUGUGCUGGGCAACCAGCUGCACUCCUACGGCGGCGAGCUGCAGUACAAGCUGCACGUGGAGUCGCGUAACGGCCACAGCGUGCCCGGCCAGGAUGUGAUCCUCAUUGGCAACGGUCUGACGCUGAUUUGGUCGUUCAACCAGGAGACACCGGAUGGCCUCAACAGGGUGCGCCUCAACGAGGAUGGUCAGUGGCAGCGCAAGGAUCGCGGUCGCACUGUCCCCGCCAGCCGCAGCGAUUUCAUGAGCGUCCUCUCCGACCUCGAGCACAUUCUGAUCCGUGCCACGCCCAAGGUGCCAACCGAUCGCACCUCCAUCGGCGACGUGAUCCUCGAGUCCGCCGUCGCCUAUGCCAGCCCCGGCCAAAGCCAAGCUGCCAUCGACAUUGAGCUGUGUCAGUGCCCCGCCGGCUAUACCGGAAACUCCUGCGAGACCUGCGCCCCGCUCCACUAUCGCGAUGCCGAUGACUCCUGCCGUUUGUGCCCCUGCGAUGCGAACAACAGCGAUGGCUGCCGCCUGGACAGCAACGGCUACCCGGAGUGCCAGUGCAAGCCCCGCUUUAAGGGUGAACUCUGUCGGGAAAUCGACACAGGCAACGAGCCCGAACAGGAACCGGAGGAGCCAGAAGAUAAUGCCCUCACUCAGAUUAUUGUGUCGAUAGCCAGGCCCCAGAUCACGAUUGUCCCCAUUGGCGGCUCCCUUACGCUCAGCUGCAGCGGUCAUAUGCGAUGGAACAAUGAUCCUGUGCUCGUUAGCUGGUACAAGCAGAACAGCCGCCUGCCCGAGGAUUCCGAAGUGGAGGGUGGAGUGCUGCAUUUGUAUAACCUGCAGAUCAGCGACUCUGGCAUCUAUGUGUGCCAUGCCGAGAACAACGAGACAAUGCGUGCCUACCAGGACACCGUCUCCGUCACCAUAUCACAGGAAGGCCAACGCUCGCCGGCCCAAAUUGUGCACCUGCCCAAUCAUGUGACCUUCGAGGAGUACCAGCCGAACGAGAUCAACUGCGAGGUGGAUGGCAAUCCGGCGCCCACUGUCACCUGGACCCGCAUCGACGGCCAGGCCGAUGCCCAGACCCGCACCGAUGGCACCCGCCUGAUCUUUGACUCGCCGCGCAAAUCCGACGAGGGACGCUACCGAUGCCAGGCGGAUAACAGCCUCAAUCGCGACGAGAAGUACGUGCAUGUCUAUGUGCAGAGCAGUGCCCCGCCAUCGCCGCCACCGCGCGAACGCGUCUUCAUUCAGCCGGAGGAGUACAAUGGAGUGGAGGGCGACACCUUCCGCCUGACCUGUCAGUCGACGAGCGGCGCCAAUCUGCACUACGAGUGGUCCCUCAAUGGCUAUCCCCUGAGCGGUCAGCGCAACAUCAUUGUCAGCGGCAAUGUGCUCGAGGUGCGCGACUCCAGUGUCCGUGACUCCGGCACCUAUACCUGUGGCGCCUACGAUCUGCGCACCCAUCGCAACUACACCGAAGAUGCUCGCGUCUAUAUCGAGCGUCGCGACCAGCCACCCACCGACGACAGUUCCAUUCCCGUGAUUGUGCGCCUCCAAGAGCUGAUUACCAUCGAGCAGGGACGCGACUUUAGCAUCACCUGCGAGGCCAGCGGCACGCCGCAUCCCUCGAUCAAGUGGACCAAGGUGCACGACCAUCUGGCCACCAACGUCCAUGUGAGCGGCAAUGUGCUGAGCAUCUACGAUGCUCGGCCCGAGAACCGAGGCCCCUACUCCUGCAUAGCCGAGAACAUACACGGCUCCGAUCAGUCCAGCACGAAUAUCGACAUUGAACCCCGGGAGCGGCCGAGCGUUAAGAUCGAGUCACCCGCACUGCAGACCCACUCGGUCGGCUCCCAGGCGUCGCUCUAUUGCACCGCCAAUGGCAUACCAGAGCCCCAAGUGCAAUGGGUACGCGUCGAUGGUACACCGCUCUCACCGCGCCACAAGGAGAUAGAUCGCGGCUAUGUUGUCAUCGAUGACAUUCAAAUUGCCGAUGCCGGUGCAUACGAGUGCAGGGCCGAGAAUCAGGUGGGCAAGGCCUCGGGCACAGCAUCGCUGCGCGUUGUGGAGGCCCCACUGGUGGUGAUUAAGCCCGACCAACAGAUCAUCCGUCUGACCGAUGGCGACGAACUGAAUCUGGAGUGCUUGGCCAGCGGCUAUCCCAAUCCCAGUGUCCAGUGGAGCCCCAAGGGCCAGCAGCCCGAAACGGAGACCAGUCUGGGCGUGAACCGUGAUCUCGGCAGCAACACGGCCUAUCUGAAGAUCUAUCGCGUCAGCCUCGCCGAUGCUGGCAUCUACACCUGUUCGGGCGUCAACGAAGCCGGCAACGAUGAGCGCAGCGUCCGUGUGGACAUUCAGCCGAAACGCGGCGACAUCAGUGACAAUGAUGGCGAUGUGGACCAUGGACCGUACCAAACGGACUACCCGCCGCCACCAGUCUCGCGACCAGGACAAACCCAACGCUUCUCCACCAACAUUGGCGAGAAUGUGACCCUUACCUGCGACCUGGGCCCCUAUGUGACGCGUUGGGUGCGCGUCGAUGGGCGGCCAUUGCCCUCGAAAUGCCUACACCGAGCGCAACAGCCUGGCGAUCAUCUAUGUGCGCGAGCAGAAUCUCGGCCAGUACCGUUGCAAUGCGUACGACAACAGGGACGAGGUGGUCUCGUUUGUGGUAAGGGAGCUGGUGCUGCUGCCGCUGCCACAGAUCACCUUUCAGCCGAAGAUACCGCUGCGCGUCGAUGCCGGCCAGAAUGUGGAGAUAUUCUGUGAGGUGACCAAUGCCCAGCCAGAGGAUGUGCACUGGGCCACCGACAACAAUCGACCACUGCCAGGUUCGGUGCGCAUCGAUGGCCAAUUGCUGCGAUUCAUCUCGAUUGCUCCGGCCGAUGCUGGCGGCUAUCGCUGCACGGCCACCAAUUAUUAUGGC
Molecule: messenger RNA, 8984 nt
Organism: Drosophila obscura
Lineage: Eukaryota; Metazoa; Arthropoda; Insecta; Diptera; Drosophilidae
Gene: trol
Product: basement membrane-specific heparan sulfate proteoglycan core protein
Exons: 31
Coding region: 245-8827 (2860 amino acids)
Cellular component (GO): plasma membrane; neuron projection
Molecular function (GO): protein binding
Source: RefSeq, a predicted model, not a curated record